AAUCUCUCUCCGUUCUAGCUCCCUAUCGAGAACAGCUGAACAGGUAAGUAAUUUACGGCCAUGGCGAUAUAGGAGAUUUGACAUGUGGAGCUCAGCUGUGGCAAUUUUUUUGGAGCCGGGAACGUUGCGGGAUACGAGACGGAGAUAAUAAUGUCAAUGUAUUGUUUCAAGACCGCCAUUGAAGGGCAAAAAAAGUAGAGAAGAGAAGAUCCCACUCCCUCACUCCUCCGUUUGUUGUUUUUCUUCGCUGUCAGAGAAUAGGUACGGCCGGGCAAUGGAUGGCGCCGCCGGGAAUCGAGACAGUCCCCCGUUGUCGCUUACAAUCCCUCUCAUUUUCUCUUCCGAAAACGACACCAACAAGAAGUCCGAGCAUUUCGACGCCAAGGGCUACAGCAACGCCCACCACCACCAAAUACUACUCCACCACCACGACUAUUCCGCCACCGAAGAAGGCGGCGGCGGCGGCGAGGGCACCACCACAUUCUUCAACACCUGCUUCAAUGGCCUCAACGCAUUGUCAGGUGUUGGGAUACUUUCAACCCCAUACGCUCUAGCAUCGGGAGGAUGGUUGAGCUUGAUCUUCCUAAUGGUAAUCGCCGGUGCAACCUUCUACGCAGGUUUGCUAAUCAAAAGAUGCAUGGAGGAAGAUUCCAGCAUCAGAACUUAUCCCGACAUAGGAGACCGUGCAUUUGGCAGAAAAGGAAGGCUCGUGGUAUCGGUCUUCAUGAACGUAGAGCUAUACUUGGUUGCAACAGGAUUCCUGAUACUCGAAGGGGAUAACUUGGUGAACUUGUUUCCAGACAUGGAGAUAGAAAUUGCAGGGUUCCACCUAGGGGGCAGGCAAAGCUUCGUCAUACUUGUUGCACUCAUCAUUUUGCCUUCAGUUUGGCUCGACAACUUGAGCUUGCUCUCCUACGUCUCUGCGAGUGGAGUUUUGGCCUCUGCCAUCAUCCUUGCUUCAAUUUUCUGGACAGGAGCGUUCGAGGGAGUUGGGUUUCGUCAGACUGGUACGCCAUUGAACUUGGGUGGAAUCCCAACAGCUGUUAGCUUGUAUGCCUUCUGUUAUUGUGCGCAUCCUGUCUUCCCAACUCUCUACACAUCGAUGAAGAAUAAGCAACAGUUCUCCAAUGUCCUACUAUUGUGUUUCAUCCUCUGCACAUUCUGCUACGCGUCGAUGGCUGUUCUCGGGUACAUGAUGUUUGGACCGCAUGUCCAAUCCCAGAUAACAUUAGACCUUCCAACGAACAAGUUCAGCGCGAAGGUAGCAAUCUACACUACUUUGGUCAACCCAGUUGCCAAGUACGCUCUCAUGGUCACCCCCAUUGUGAACGUAGCCAAAAAGAGGUUCCGUGCCUACUGCAACAAGAGGCCAUUCAGCAUGUUCAUCAGCACUGCAUUCGUCAUCAGCACAGUAAUCGUAGCUCUAGCACUGCCUUUCUUCGGCGAACUCAUGUCGCUGGUCGGAGCGUUCUUGAGCGUCACUGCAUCAAUCAUACUUCCCUGUGGAUGUUACAUGAAGAUCUCCGGCAGCUACAAGAGGUUUUCGAUCGAAACGGUGCUGCUCUGGGGGGUAGUGGUGUUAGGCGUCAUCAUUGUUGUGUUUGGGACGUACACCUCUCUGUUGCAGAUAAUGCACCAGCUGUUUUAACUGGAGGGAGGGGGAGAGACGAUGGAGCAGAAAGAUCUAACAAGGAGAAAAACUGCCAAAGGUAAAAACUGUGUAUGUAAAUUCUCAAGUUUACAACUUGCUGAUGUUGAUGAUGAAAAGGUUCUUGUUUGUGAGGCUGGUGAGCCAGAGAGGUUGGGGAGAAAAGGCAGUGUUUGAAGCUGGACUUAAGUAGCUUUUCUGGGGUUCGAUUUGGAAGAGUCUCCACUUUAGUUUAGAUUUUGCAUGUCCCCCACUGAAAGUUAAUGUAGAUCAGUUGUUUUCAAGCUCAGCUGAUGAUAUGGAAACUUGGAAAGGUCAUGAAUCCUCCUAACUUCGUUAACACCAGAAAAGCUUUCCAAUUUGCUUCACUUUUCCCCUCCUUUACUCGUUUGGGCCCUUUUUGCAUCACUGGGGUCAAACACGUUUACCAUCUUGAAGUGAAUCAAUUACUAAAAUAAACACGUUUACCAUCUUGAAUCAAUCACUAACAUCAAAAUUUCCAUAAUCUUAAUGUAUAUCCUAUUCCUAUCGGCCCGACUGGUGGUGAGCUACUUUCCAGUCAACUGACUGUUCUGGAUGAUAUCAUUAACAUGGGCAUGGCUUUAAGUAUUGGCUGCUUCUACAACUUGCAAUGUCUUGACUCUGUUGGCAGAAAUGUCGGCAAAUUCAGAGAGAACGGCCCUGAAUUCAUCCCCGCUAACAGUUUCCUUCUCUAGCAGCACCUCCACGAGUUUGUCAAUGGCUUCCCUAUUGUUCCUUACAUGUUCCUUGGCAAUCUCGUAAGCUUUCCCAAUUAUCCGGCGAACGGCAGAGUCGAUAUCCUCGGCCAGUUUCUCCGACAUCGAAUUCCUGGCCAGCAUCCUCAACACCACAUCCCCGCUUUGCACCGCCGGAUCCGUCAGCGCCCACGGCCCGAUCUCCGACAUCCCAAACAUCGUCACCAUUUGCCGAGCAACCUGGGUAACUUGCAGAAGAUCCCCUGCCGCGCCGGUGGUGAUUUCCGGCUCCCCAAAUACGACCUCCUCCGCCGCUCUGCCACCAAGCCCUCCAACAAUCCGAGCAAAAAGCUGCUGCUUCGAAACCAGAGUCGGAUCAUCUUGCGGAAUGAACCACGUCAGCCCCCGAGCCUGGCCGCGAGGGAUCAAGCUCACUUUCUGAACAGGAUCGUGACCGGCCGUCAGCGUCGCGCAAACGGCGUGACCGAUCUCGUGGCACUAAGAAAACGGAGAAGAGAAAUCAUCUUACCUGCCAAGUCCAAAUGGCAAAUUGGGUCCUCCAGGGGAAUUCGGACCUCCCGAUCUCAACAGAAAACUUCCCAGCAAUAUCAGUGGCAAUGCCAAGUUCCCCAAAAGAUCAAGCAAAGCUUCGCUCCAAUUCAUCUCCAUCGGUUGAACAGAGAAAUCAACGUUCUUUUCUUCCAUCUUCCUCAGCAGUUUCGGCGGCAAACCUGGGAGCUGAAUUUUAACCCUCUGAAUCUUCUCAAGUGCGGGAUUGAGUAUCUCGGCGAUCGCAACGUUCCCUUUCUCGAACAAGUCCACUUUCUUUACGUAGCCACCUUCCAAAUACUCCAAGAAUCUGGAGUAUGACAUUCUGCUGGAAGUUGCAUCAACCGGAGACUCCGGCUCUGCAUUUGCUGGCUUGCAACCAGAACUCAGAACCUGCUGGGUUAUUCCAAAGGUAGUUGUGGAGUAUAUGAGCUUUCUCCGGUUUAGUUUUGGUUCCAGAGGAUUUUCUAGGGAGAGCUUUUUCUUUGGGAUGUGGGUGUCUUUGGAAAUGUCGCGGAGUUUGGAUACGGGGACGUUGGGGAGUGAUAGAGAGAGAGCUGGGGACAUUGUUCUAAGAUAGUUUGAUCUUGAUUGUACUGAAUUUGGAGAAUAGAAAUGGUGACUCGCGGAAUUGGUGA
Messenger RNA from Linum tenue, 3551 nucleotides. Lineage: Eukaryota; Viridiplantae; Streptophyta; Magnoliopsida; Malpighiales; Linaceae. The record is from the annotation of a GenBank genome assembly.